AUGACUUUGCACGGCGCACAGAAGGUGGAAAAUGAGGAGCUGCGCCUCGAGGGAAAUCUGCUGGAAGAACCAGCUGGCCUUUUCGAUCCUACUGUCCUUGAGAAUCUAGCACCAGCAUUACCCGAUAUCGCAAGGAAAGGGUUCAAAGCCGCAGUCAAUGCUGGGGCAUGCGAUACUCAACUUUUGGCCAAGGUUGUUGCCGAUGAAAUAGCGAGGCAAAAUCUGAACCUCAAGGUAGCUUAUGUAGAAGGUGACACUAAAAUAAACAAGUUCGUCAGUUUUAUCACUGGAGAGAACCUAAAGGACUGUGGAUAUACGCUCAAACGCUUGCAGUGCUAUCUGGGCGGUGCAAGUAUUGCAGAAGCGUUGAAUAAUGGCGCUGACAUUGUUUUCUGUGGCCGCGUUGCAAAAGCCGCUCCAUCGGUUGGAGUUGGGUUGUGGUGGCAUGGGUGGAAUCGCGAGAAGGACUUUGACCAAAUUGCUGGCAGCCUAAUAUGCGGCCACCUCAUAGAAUCCUGCCCAGAAGGCGUCGUCAUGGCGGAGGAAGGGAAACCCCUGGUUCGCGUAACCGGCGUAAGGGGCCUUCCCCACCCACCACUACGAAAGACGUGGAUUGAGCGUCAAGUACGCUAUUCCGCUGGCGAUGCAAUCAAAGAGCUGUCAUCAUUUAAAUUCAGCGUGAACGGGUACCGCCCUGACGUAACACGGAACCAAAAUGUCGCAACGUGCGAUGUGCGCAUUUUCUUUCAAACCAAGAACAAGAAGCUAGUCGAUAAAUCUACUCUGCAUGUCCCAGGUUUCAACCGACGGUGUAUGGAUAACGGAUUGCAAGGCUACCCAGGCUGGACACUAGGUAUCGAUCAGCGACAGUCUGAGGGCAAAGUAAACUACGAGUAUACUGUCAGUCUUUUUCCACAGUCUGAAGUACAGCAUCAUGUUGUACUGCCUUGGCUUGAAAACAAGACUAUCGAUAUACUGCCACCCAAGGAUAUGAAAUUGUAUCCUCGCCAGUCCAACUACGAGAUCAAGGAUGUCGUGGAUCUGAGGACGUUUGGUCCUACCACCAGAGGUGCUAUGGGAUGGGUAGUUGGUUGCCACUCAGGUGGCAAUGCAUCAGAUGCGAAUGUCGACUUUUAUGUUCGCAAUGAUGAUGAGUGGGGCUGGCUUCGCUCCUUUCUCACCAUAAGAAAAACCAAGCUUAUGCUUGACGAAGAAGACCAUCUUGACCGUGGGUUUAAUUCCACUAGCACUUACGACACACUUGGCAAGAAUUUCGGGGAAUAUCUGCGCGCGAAAUGGGUAGAUACUUUAAACCGCUUUCUGGAAAGAGGGCGAUUCUGA
Messenger RNA from Paraphaeosphaeria sporulosa, 1341 nucleotides. RefSeq lists its product as uncharacterized. The record is from RefSeq and is a predicted model, not a curated record. Bases 1 to 1341 code for a protein of 446 amino acids. Lineage: Eukaryota; Fungi; Ascomycota; Dothideomycetes; Pleosporales; Didymosphaeriaceae. The transcript is spliced from 7 exons.